AUGUUUCAAUUUAAACGAUUUCUAGCUACUGCUAGUAAAUCAUUCACCAACAAUAAAUCACAAUUAGAUAGAGCCACAUUAACAAUAAAAAAUGGUCCAGUAUUCAGUGGUUAUUCAUUUGGUGCAAAUAGAAAUGUUAGUGGUGAAGCAGUUUUCACAACUUCAUUAGUUGGAUAUCCAGAAAGUAUGACUGAUCCAUCAUAUAAGGGACAAAUUUUAUGUUUUACACAACCAUUAAUUGGAAAUUAUGGAGUACCUUCAUCGACAUUAAAAGAUGAAUUUAAUUUAUUAAAAUAUAUGGAAAGUCCAAAGAUUCAAUGUAUUGGUAUUGUUGUUGGGGAUGUUGCAUUAGAAUAUAGUCAUUGGACUGCUGUUGAAAGUUUACAACAAUGGUGUAAAAGAAAUGGAGUUGCAGCUAUUACUGGAGUAGAUACAAGACAAUUAGUUUCAUAUUUGAGAGAUAAAGGUUCAAGUUUAGGUAAAAUUACAAUUGGUGAAGAAUAUGAUGCAGAUGAAGAUGCAGCAUUUGAAGAUCCAGGAGCUGUAAAUUUAGUUCAUAAAGUCACUACAAAACAACCAUUCCAUGUUGCUUGUCCAAAAGAACAUUCAAAAGAUAUUCAUAUUGCCGUAUUAGAUUGUGGGGCAAAAGAAAAUAUUUUACGUUGUUUAGUUGAAAGAGGUGCUUCAAUAACUGUUUUCCCUUAUGAUUAUCCAAUCGAUAAAAUUGCAAAUAAAUUCGAUGGCGUAUUUAUAUCUAAUGGUCCCGGUGAUCCAACUCAUUGUUCAACUACUGUUGACAAUUUAAGCAAAAUAAUGGAUAAAUACCCAAAUUUACCUAUUUUUGGAAUAUGUUUAGGUCAUCAAUUAUUAGCAUUAGCAAGUGGUGCUAAAACUAUAAAAUUAAAAUAUGGUAAUAGAGCUCAUAAUAUUCCAACAUUAGAUUUAGUAAGUGGUAAAUGUCAUAUAACAUCACAAAAUCAUGGGUAUGCAGUUGAUUCAACAACUUUAGGUGAAGAUUGGCAACAAUUUUUUAUAAAUCUUAAUGAUUUAAGUAAUGAAGGAAUGAUUCAUAGAAAAAAUCCGGUUUUUUCAACUCAAUUCCAUCCAGAAGCAAAAGGUGGUCCUCAAGAUACUGCAUAUUUAUUUGAUAAAUUUUUCGAUAACAUUGGUGAGUACAAAAAGACUAAUGGAUUAAAUUUACCAAGUGUUGAAGGUAGUUUAUUAGUUGAUAUUUUACCAACUGAAAGAGUAGAAUAA
Messenger RNA from Lodderomyces jiufengensis, 1257 nucleotides. It is a transcript of the gene CPA1, whose product is annotated as carbamoyl-phosphate synthase (glutamine-hydrolyzing). The transcript has a single exon. The coding region runs from base 1 to 1257 and encodes 418 amino acids. Gene Ontology annotation, cellular component: carbamoyl-phosphate synthase complex; cytoplasm. Gene Ontology annotation, molecular function: carbamoyl-phosphate synthase (glutamine-hydrolyzing) activity. The record is from RefSeq and is a predicted model, not a curated record. NCBI's taxonomy places the organism in Eukaryota, Fungi, Ascomycota, Pichiomycetes, Serinales, Debaryomycetaceae. Gene Ontology annotation, biological process: L-glutamine metabolic process; L-arginine biosynthetic process; 'de novo' pyrimidine nucleobase biosynthetic process.